Molecule: messenger RNA, 876 nt
Organism: Aspergillus pseudonomiae
Lineage: Eukaryota; Fungi; Ascomycota; Eurotiomycetes; Eurotiales; Aspergillaceae
Product: putative RING finger domain protein
Exons: 2
Coding region: 1-876 (291 amino acids)
Cellular component (GO): SUMO-targeted ubiquitin ligase complex
Molecular function (GO): ubiquitin-protein transferase activity
Source: RefSeq, a predicted model, not a curated record
AUGUCCCGAACAUCUCAUUCACCCAGUCGCCGUUUCUUUUCACAAAAUGGGGAGCCAUCGUCCUCCAGAGCUCCGCCCAACCAGUUGCCACCCAUGAGAUACGCUGGGGACGGUCUCGAUUUGAGGAGGCCUGUCGUUUCGGCUUCCCCCCAGACAGAUGAAGUGAUCGAUUUGACAAAUGAACCGGACUCGCCUCCACUGCAGCGAGAUAGGAGUGCUCGGGCAACAUCGCGGCGACCUAGACAACCCCGCUUCGGAAGGGAUAUCAUGGCAGAUGUCGUGGACCUAGAAGAUGAGCCGGAUAAUACGAUUGAUCUCGACAUUCCUAGCAGUCCAGAAGUUCAAUUCGUGGGCGCCAGCGUUCGACCCCAGUUACCUCGACCUUCGCCACCACAGCCCAGAGGCUUUGAUUUCGGCACCGGGCUUGUACGGUUCCUACGGUUAGACGACCCCAGGGUUCAGCACUUUCCUGGCAGAGGGUUAUUUUCUAGGGAUCCUGGAUGGAGAACGAGGGGCCUCCGCCGCCCGCCACAUGAUAUGGAGACAUUUUGGAUCGGAGAUAGACCGGGCGGAGCAGUUGAUCUAACGAUCAACUUGGAUAUGGACGGUCCGCUAGCAAUGGAUUACCAGAUCCCAGGAUUUUCACCUGAUCGAGUGUCACGGCCAACGUACAAGCCACCUAGCCCGCCGCCGGAGGGUUUUGCAAGGAACGUCAAAGAAGACGAGGUCGUUUAUUGCGGGCAGUGUGCCACCCACAGGUCCAAAUCAAACGCUAAGAAGGCAUCGCUGCCUGUAAAGCCGUUUUCUAAGUGUCAAGUGGCGGAUUGUGAGAAGUCUGUCAGUGCACCAAAAUCGAUGUUCCAGAUCUAUUUAUGA